Messenger RNA from Cinclus cinclus, 3591 nucleotides. RefSeq names its product par-3 family cell polarity regulator beta (gene PARD3B). Lineage: Eukaryota; Metazoa; Chordata; Aves; Passeriformes; Cinclidae. Gene Ontology annotation, molecular function: phosphatidylinositol binding; protein binding. The record is from RefSeq and is a predicted model, not a curated record. The transcript has 25 exons. Gene Ontology annotation, biological process: microtubule cytoskeleton organization; cell adhesion; establishment or maintenance of epithelial cell apical/basal polarity. Gene Ontology annotation, cellular component: apical plasma membrane; cell cortex; apical junction complex. Bases 1 to 3591 code for a protein of 1196 amino acids.
AUGAAAGUGACCGUGUGCUUCGGGCGGACCGGCAUCGUGGUGCCCUGCAAGGACGGGCAGCUCCGCGUGCGGGACCUGACCCAGCAGGCGCUGCAGCGCUACCGCAAGGCCCAGGAGAAGGAUCCAGCUUCCUGGGUGAAUAUUCACCACCUGGAGUACACAGAUGGAGGAAUCCUGGACCCAGAUGAUGUGCUGGCAGAUGUUGUGGAAGACAAAGAUAAGCUGAUUGCUGUUUAUGAUGAACAAGAACCUCCCCGUAAGAGUGAUGGCACCAAUGGGAAUUUGACAGACAGAAACAGCCCAGACUCCUUUGAAACAGAGGUAGCAACUCAGCUGGCUGCCUUUCAGCCCAUUGGUGAGAUUGAAGUGACUCCUUCUGCUCUAAAACUGGGCACACCACUUCUGGUACGGAGGAGCAGUGAUCCAGCUUUGGGAGCCCCUGCUGACUUCCCAAGUGCUUCUCAUCCCAGUGACCCCAGUUUAAAGCAUGUUGUGGUGGCUGCUUCCCAGGCAUCCUUUCAGGACGGGGAGGUGACCCUCACUGGACCCACAGAAGUGCUGUUGGCUCAGAGGGCCCGGCUCCCUAGCAGUGAAAUGACAAAAACAGUGGAGAUUUCUGGGGAAGGUGGACCCUUGGGAAUACACGUAGUGCCCUUUUUUUCAUCCUUGAGUGGAAGGAUGCUGGGACUCUUCAUCCGUGGUAUUGAAGAAAACAGCAGAUCUAGGCGUGAUGGUCUUUUCCAUGAAAAUGAGUGCAUUGUGAAGAUAAACCAUGUGGACCUUACAGAUAAAACCUUUGCACAGGCUCAGGACAUCUUCCGUCAGGCAAUGAAAUUUCAAAGUGUCAUCUUGGAAGUCCUUCCUCCAUAUAACCGAGAACAGUAUGAGAAGUCUGCUAUUGCUCCUCUUUGUAUGCUGAAUAAUGAAGAAGGAGUUGCAAAAACAAAAUUUCCACCUCCUCUUCAUCCAAAACCUGCUGUGAAAACAAUUAGUAUUUCUGGAGCAAGCUUGGAGUCAGGUGUACAGGGAACACUGCAACAAGCUAAGAGCCCCAACCUCCCACGUCUGGGUAGAAAGCCUUCUUCCCCCUCACUGUCUCCACUUAUGGGCUUUGGCAAUAAGAGAAAUGCAAAGAAAAUAAAGAUAGACCUGAAAAAAGGUCCAGAAGGGCUUGGUUUCACAGUGGUUACCAGAGACUCUUCAGUACAUGGUCCUGGUCCAAUCUUUGUGAAGAAUAUUUUACCAAAAGGUGCAGCAGUAAAAGAUGGUCGUUUGCAGUCAGGAGACAGAAUCCUGGAGGUGAAUGGACGGGACGUCACCGGCAGGACCCAGGAGGAGCUGGUGGCUAUGCUGAGGAGCACAAAGCAAGGAGAGACUGUCUGUCUGAUUGUGGCUCGGCAGGAGGAGGCCUUUCUACCUCGAGAGCUGAAAGGAGAGCCAAACUGCAGUAUUUUUUCUCCAGAAACCACAGAGCAGCUGACCUUUGAGAUUCCUCUGAAUGAUUCUGGCUCUGCUGGACUUGGUGUGAGCUUGAAAGGCAACAAAUCUCGGGAGACAGGAGCUGAUCUUGGGAUUUUCAUCAAAUCAGUUAUUCACGGAGGUGCUGCUUUUAAGGACGGUCGUUUACGAGUCAACGACCAGCUGGUUGCGGUGAACGGGGAGUCGCUCCUGGGCAAGUCCAACCACGAGGCCAUGGAAACCCUCAGGCGCUCCAUGUCCAUGGAGGGCAACAUUCGCGGCAGGAUCCAGCUGGUCGUGCUCCGCAGGCUGGAGCUGCACGCGGAGGAGCGCUCAGACCAGGGAUCCUUUCAGAAAUCAGCCUUCGACGGGAGUCAUCACUUCGCAGCUGCCUCCCGACGCAAUGAUACCAUUCUCCAGCAAUGUGUAACAUGCAGUCCUCAGGAAGGAAUAAAAGAGUUUCAAGUUUCUGAUCAUGGCAAUGGUGAAAACGAAACCCCUCCACCUCUCCCACCACAUCCUAGUGAGGAUCUUCUGAAUGAGGAUUGUAAUCACAGCCGUAUCAUAAAUUCAGCAGUUCAUUUAACAGAUCAGCACAUCAACUUCAGAUCUUUGACACCAGCCAGUCCGUCUGAAUCAAUUAAUCUGAAAGCCUCAAAAAGCAUGGAUCUGGUGGCAGAUGAAAGCAAAGUUGGUUUGUUGGCCGGACACAAAUCGGACUCUUCUGGCAAAGAUUUUGGUCCUACUCUGGGAUUAAAGAAGUCUAGUUCUCUUGAGAGUCUUCAGACUGCUGUGGCUGAAGUCAGGAAGAAUGAGCUCCCUUUUCACAGACCCAGGCCUCACGUGGUGCGGGGUCGGGGAUGCAAUGAGAGCUUCCGAGCUGCCAUUGACAAGUCUUAUGAUGGCCCCGAGGAUGGAGAAGAGGAUGGUGGCUCUGAUAAGAGCUCUCACUGUGGUCAAGAAGCUCAAAAUGUGGAAUCAGCCCCUCCAGGAAACCCUGAAAUAGAAGAUGCAGAAAUCAAACAAAAGAAGGACAAAAAAACUAGGGAGAAAGAGAAGAAGAAGGGCAAAUCUAAAAUCAAAGAGAAGAAAAAGAAGGAAGAAAAUGAAGAUCCAGAAAAGAAAAAGAAGAAAGGCUUUGGUGUCAUGUUGAGAUUUGGAAAGAAGAAAGAAGAUAAAAGUGGGAAGGCAGACCAGAAGGGGACUCCAAAGCAAGGCAUGCUUAAAGAGGAGGAGCUGGAGAAAAUGAAAGAUGAGCGUGAAAGGAUUGGUGCAAAGCAUCAGGAGUUACGUCAAAAGCAACUGAGGGGCCUGAGUGAUUAUUCUACUGGUCCUGGAGGAGCUGACAUUGAUGAUGAUGAGGUGGAUCCAAAUUAUGCCAGAGUGAACCACUUCCGAGAGGCUUAUCCCCCAGCAGGCAUCUACAGACCCUCAUCACCAGCAGUAGGAGAAACCUUUGUUUAUCUGCGGGAUUCUUCCUCAGCACCAAUGGAGAGGGAGCACUUGGAAGGACUGUAUGCAAAAAUAAACAAGCAGCACUACCCACAGACUUCUGGUGACAGUGGAAGGCCAAGUGGUGGGAAUGCUGAUCGUAUCCAGAGGCUGCGGAAGGAGUACCAGCAGGCCAGGCGGGAGGGCUUGCCUUUCUACGAGGAUGACGAGGGAAGGAUGCAGCUGGCUGACUAUGACCAGUGCUGGGUGCCUGGAAAAGGUCCAGAUGGGAGCUCCUACAGCCUUCACUUCGAAGGGGUGGAAAGGCAGUAUGCAUCCUUACCCAGGCGUGGACCUGCAGAGCCACUAGAAUAUUUAACAGGGCCACGAGUAAUGUACAAAGAGAGAGAUCUUCCCUACUACCAAGGAGGACAGCCAGUUAUCCACCCAUCCAAGGGGAGCUACAUCCGUGCACCGGACACGAGAGUGGCAGAACUGAGGUACCCUCCGUACUACCCAGCCCAGCCCAUCACAAACCAGCACAAAGGACCCCUCCGGCAGGACGUGCCGCCUUCCCCUCCGCAGUCCCACCGAGCACCAGCUUACAAUGAAAUUGUCCGACACCGUGGGACCAGUCCGGACCAGUACCAGUACAGGCAGCAGGAUCCCAGGCAGAAGAACCCCAUGACUGCCGCUGUAUAG